Messenger RNA from Notolabrus celidotus (New Zealand spotty), 3553 nucleotides. RefSeq names its product nucleus accumbens associated 1, BEN and BTB (POZ) domain containing b (gene nacc1b). Gene Ontology annotation, biological process: regulation of transcription by RNA polymerase II. The transcript has 8 exons. The record is from RefSeq and is a predicted model, not a curated record. Gene Ontology annotation, molecular function: DNA-binding transcription factor activity, RNA polymerase II-specific; protein binding; RNA polymerase II cis-regulatory region sequence-specific DNA binding. Bases 769 to 2601 code for a protein of 610 amino acids. NCBI's taxonomy places the organism in Eukaryota, Metazoa, Chordata, Actinopteri, Labriformes, Labridae.
UAAAGGGGUUAAAUAUUAUAUUUAAACAGCCACCCCCCCCCUCUUUAGACUUUCCUUUCCCCUCCUCUUCCCCUCUCUCUUCUCGGCUCGCCAUGCCGGAUCCCUCCGUCUGUCUCGCCCACAGUUGCAGCGCAUUUGUGUCCCGGGAUGACCUGUUGAUGUCGGGGUAAAGAUGGAGGGCUAGUCUCGCUCUCUGCUCCAGUGUGGUGAAAUAAAACAGAUUGACACUUUUAAAGGAAUCAAAAGGAGAGUUAAAAGGAAAGGAAGUGGAGGUUAAAUAAAUAAUGAAUAGCUGUGAUAUAUCAUAAGCGACAUUUUAGAGAGAGAGAGAGGAGGAGGAGGAGGAGGAGGGGGGGGGAACAGAGCGUGUGUGUCCCGAAACGGUGGCUGCCAUUCGGCCGUUGGAAGAGGAGGGAGUCGGUACACGGAGAGAGAGAGAGGGGAGGAGGACACUGCUGAAUAUUUCAUCCCCUGCCUGGACUAUUUUUGUGGCAGUUUCAGAGGGAAUCUGGAACACGAAAUACAGAUUUUUUUUUGAAGUCACAUUUUUUUGUUGUUGCACACAACCGGCCCGGGCCAUCCGAGGACUCCUUACCCGGGCAUCGAGGCUGGCACACGGCGGGGGCACAGAGAGCUCUCUGCCCGGGUCUCACUGCCCUCCUGCCGGCAGGGCUCUCUCUCUCUCCCUGUCGAGGUGUCGUCGGUCUUCCGGGGAGAGACUUCGGCUCUUGCUCGACUUUCAUACCCUGUGGUGCUGGGCAGAGCGUUAUGGCUCAGACGCUGCAGAUGGCGAUCCCUAACUUUGGCAACAACAUCCUGGAGUGUCUGAACGAACAGCGGCUGCAGGGACUCUACUGCGAUGUCUCCGUCGUGGUCAAGGGACACGCCUUCAAGGCCCACCGUGCCGUGCUGGCAGCCAGCAGCUCCUACUUCCGGGAUCUGUUCAACGCCGGCGGGAAGAGCUCGGUGGUGGAGCUGCCCCCGGCCGUGCAGCCGCAGAGCUUCCAGCAGAUCCUGGCCUUCUGCUACACGGGGCGCCUCAGCAUGAACGUGGGGGACCAGUUCCUGCUCAUGUACACCGCCGGCUUCCUCCAGAUCCAGCAGAUCAUGGAGAAAGGCACAGAGUUUUUCCUCAAGGUCUCAUCUCCAAGCUGUGACUCCCAGGGUCUCCACACUGAGGAGACCCCGACAUCUGAGCCCCAGAGCCCCGUCACCCAAACAGUGGGAGGGGGCGGAGUAGGUGUUGUCGGUGCCUCUGCUUCUGGAAGACCCGCCUCCUGUCUGACGCCCCUCCCUCUAGUGUCCAAGGUGAAGACAGAACAGGCGGUGUCCACGCCUCAGCCCACAUCUCAACAGCAGGAGGGAUCUCCAUACUCAGUGGUCUGCACCCCGGUGGCCAAGCGGCUCUGGGAAGGAAGCAACCGCGACGGAGGAGGGGGGUCUGGAGGGGGCGGGGGAGGCGGGAUGAGGAAGGCCGCACGCUACUCUUCCUCCUCUUCGUCUUCCUCCUCCUCCAACAACACUAACCAGGAUGCCUCAGCUCGCGGACCCGCAGCCAACGCCGCCAUGAUGGGCGGCGGAGUCGUCGGUGCAAACCAGGGCGGCGUAGGAGGAGGAGGAGGAGCCGUCAUCAACAGCAACCACAACCACAACAACCACAACACCAACAACAACAACAGCACCGGGACCCCCGAGGGCACCAGCCCGGGCACACUGAGCAUGUACACCAGCGACUCGCCAAUCAGCUACCACGACGACGAAGAGGAGGAUGAGAUCGCAGAAGACAGCGCGGAGGAGCAGUACAGACAGAUCUGCAACAUGUACACCAUGUACAGCAUGCUGAACGCAGGAGCGGCAGUGGUCGGUGAGCGGGUUGAAGCUCUUCCAGACUUGGCCCCAGACUCCGGUGGCGGACGCGGAGGCCGAGGUGCUCGGUCCCGGCAAGAUCUGGCGUCCCUGCCUGCCGAGCUCAUCAGCCAGAUCGGCAACCGCUGCCACCCGAAGCUGUACGAGGAGGGUGACCCGGCCGAGAAGCUGGAGCUGGUGAGCGGCACCUCCGUGUUCAUCUCCCGGGCUCAGCUCAUGAACUGCCACGUCAGCGCCGGCACCCGCCACAAAGUGCUGCUGCGGCGCCUGCUGGCCGCGUUCUUCGACAGGAGCACUCUGGCUAACAGCUGUGGAACCGGCAUCCGCUCUUCAACCAACGACCCCAGUCGCAAACCGCUGGACAACAGAGUGCUGCACGCCGUCAAAUUUUACUGCCAGAACUUUGCGCCCAGCUUCAAGGAGAGCGAGAUGAACGCCAUCGCCGCCGACAUGUGCACCAACGCCCGCCGCGUCGUCCGCAAGAGCUGGAUCCCCAAGCUCAAACUGUUGAUGGCCGACAGCGACGCCUACUCCGCCUUCCUGGCCGACAGCGUCAAGAUGGAAGCCGACGGUCUGGUGGCGGAGCAAGGCUUCGACCCGGCCUCUCUGGAAGCUGUGGCGGCGGCGGCGGCGGCUGCUGCUGCGGCGGCCGCCAACAAUAACGACGCGGGAGUCGGAGCUGCGCAGGCAGACACCCUCCAGGGGGCGGGAGGAGACGGCAGCACUUUGUUUUGAGUGAGUGAACGGACAGAUAGAUGAAUGGACAGAUGGACAGAGCGAUGGAGAGGGAGGGGGGAUGAUGAGUACGGAGCGGUAGUCGUGUUGACAGUUGUCGCUCGUCCCCCUUUGACGCCACUUUAGGCGUUCGGGGGAUCUGUUUCUUCUUCUACUCCUCUUUUUUGUCAGUCUGUUCUGCUUUCCCUCCCACUCUUCUAUCCCUCUCUCUCUCUCUGAACGCCUCUCUUCUGGUCGUUCCAUCAGAGAGAGAAAGCGAGAGAUCUCAGAGGAAGGAGGUCGACCUCGCCCCCCCCUUGACCUCUCCCUUCCUCUGCGACCUCUCGCUCCCCCCCUGAUCCUUUCAGCCUUUCAUUUGUUUACGUUUUUAAAAAGUGUGUUUAUCACAGAUGCCCUUUUUUUUUGUGACCAUAACCAAUCACAGACAUUCCCUGGGGGAGGGAGAGGGAGGGAGGGUGAUCCUGUUAGGAGAGAGUGACGUGUCCUUCACCAAACUCCGGUAACACUGUUGUUUUUUGAUAUUGAAUGUAUGCGUCGGUGAGCGAGCUCGUACAGAAGCCCCUUCUUCUUUAUUUGUUUGUGUCGCUCUCUGAGCGCCGGGUCGACGAGGCGAGGGGGUCGAGAUGAAUAUUAAUAUGUAUAUUGGCAUGGUUUAUGACAUCCUCGACCUCUGCCCUUCAACCCUGCGCCGAGCAUGCUGGGAAAUGGACCUACCAGCUCUUAUAGAAACGACUAAAAACGUUCCCUUUUUCUUAUUUUGUGUUUUAAAUCUUCUUUUUUCCAGUGUGUGAUUUUUUUCUUUUUUUUGCCAAGGCUCCUGAGGGAGAGGAAACAUGUCGCCGAUGAUUGUCAAAGAGUUUUGCGCGUGAUAAAUGAUAAAUGCACUGUUUUUUCCUGCGGUAUGAGUACAAUCGACUAUGUUUUUAUCAGAAAGAGACGAGAGAGAGGGAGA